This is a messenger RNA of Oryza sativa Japonica Group (Japanese rice), 734 nucleotides long. The record is from RefSeq and is a predicted model, not a curated record. NCBI's taxonomy places the organism in Eukaryota, Viridiplantae, Streptophyta, Magnoliopsida, Poales, Poaceae.
ACUACAUCGUGGGCUCAAAUCUAUCUCGGCCCAUCAAACACAGAGUGCCAUCGCUCACACGGCCGGCGGCGGCGGCGAUGGCGAGGGGCGUCUCCUACGUUUCCGCGGCGCAGCUCGUCCCCAUGCUCCGGGACCCCCGGAUCGCCGUCGUCGAUGUCAGGGACGAAGAGAGGAUCUACGACGCGCACAUCGCCGGCUCGCAUCAUUACGCCAGCGACAGCUUCGGGGAGCGGCUGCCGGAGCUGGCCCAGGCCACCAAGGGCAAGGAAACCCUCGUCUUCCACUGUGCCCUCAGCAAGGUGCGUGGCCCAUCUUGUGCGCAAAUGUAUCUGGACUAUUUGUCAGAGGCUGAUGAAGAUUCAGAUGUAAAGAACAUCAUGGUCCUUGAACGUGGAUUUAAUGGAUGGGAACUUUCAGGGAGGCCUGUUUGCCGCUGCAAGGACGCUCCUUGCAAGGGUGUGUGCUCUUGAGUAUCCAUAUGAAACUAUGCAUUUACCUGUGCAUUUCAAAUUUGGUUGCUACCUGCAGACUUCAGGGUAGCCAUUUAUGCUUUAUGGUCACUACAGCACAUUAAAAACCGUGUAUCUCACUUUGGUGGAUCCGCAAUUGUGCUAUUAUGUGGCUCUAUCAAUUCAGUGGCCGUUAAUGUCACUUCACGACAUGUAAACUGAAAACCACAUUGGUAAUUAUUGAAAAUCUUCUGCUUCCGUUCCAAAUAAUCAUUCUAUGGUCAA